Molecule: messenger RNA, 336 nt
Organism: Trametes versicolor FP-101664 SS1
Lineage: Eukaryota; Fungi; Basidiomycota; Agaricomycetes; Polyporales; Polyporaceae
Exons: 2
Source: RefSeq, a predicted model, not a curated record
UGUGAUGAAAUAGAUUUAGACGGGGUAGCCCGACUCCCCAAUGAGCGUCGUUCCACCUACGAUCACGGGAUGAAGAUGAGGGCAGCUUUGACCUAUGCCUAUGGCCGGGACCCAGCGGUUGGGACAUCAUCUUGGCAUCUGACUGAAGCGGGUGUAUGGCGCGGGAAUCCGUCCAAGUCUGACCGCGUGACGCAGUACAUGCGGUCCAUGCAUCGUCGUAAGGUCCGGGCAGGCGACGCCCCACAAAGCGCACGAGCUAUCACCCCCGAGAUCCUGAAGAAGAUGUGGGAGUUCAAUAACCUUUCCGAGAAUUGUAACAUCGAUGCCAGAGCCCCC